AGAAGGAGCAACCAUUCGCAAGCCAUCUCCAUCGCACGUACGGCCGCCCCCCUUCGCCAGAGUCAGAGCAGCACAGUGCUCAGUGGCCACCACCAGUGACAGUGGCAGUUCUGCAGCGCAGACCAACUUCCCCGUCGUCGUCGUCGUCGUGAUUUCCACUGGAUCCACAGGAUUAGCCCUGCUGCUGUGCGUGUUCCGGGGUUGGGAGGUACCACCGAGUGGUUCUCGUUGUUUUUUUUGAAUCUACGGGAAAAGGUUGAUUGUUCCGGUUGAUUAGCGCGAGAGAGCAAGUGCCAUGUGAUUUUGAUGUGAUAAUUGCAUGCACCCAAUUGCUGACUAGAGCCAGGAAGGAAGGAAGAAAAAAGUUCGAGUUGAACAGCAUAAAAAAGUGAACGAGACUAGCGUAGUGCUGCUUGGUGGAGUCGAGCACCAAGAGAAGGAAGAAGAAGUGGAGCAAACUCCCCAAAAUUUGCGAAAAAAAAAGAAAGAGGUGCACCAGCUGCGGUAAGACAUUGCGUCUCGGACAACCUGGCAUGUGACGGCGGCUGUGCGGACUUGAGAGGAUCCAGGAUCAAAGGAAGAGAAUGUGUCACAGUGAUUGAACUGAAUUGAGAAGAAGGUCAAGCCCGUUGAACAGUGGUUGGGUUCUGUGUGGAGGGGUUAUUCUCGGGGGGCAGUUUUGUGGACAUCUGGAAAAGUGUGUGUUGUGUGUGUGAGUGCAGAAGAAGACUCCGAGGAAAAGGACAAUAGUGCGGAGGAAUCGAAACGGCGAUCGUUCCGCGGGAACCGAGUGGAACGACAAGUGGUGAUGGAUCCGUCGGUCGCUUGGUUUCAGGAAGAGCAGGAAGGACCGGCCAAGCGCGUGUGGAUGGGCAUUUGGGAAACGAUGGCCGAGUUGGACCCCCCGUUGACGAUUCCGGUGGAGAACCAGAAGCCCCAGCGGGCCGGCUCAGACAAACCGAACCGCGGCGUGGGCGAAAACCGGCUAAUCAAUGCCGCCGGAGGUGGUGGCAACGGCGGUGACGACUCGCACCACCAUCCAGCACAUCUGAAUCAUCACCACCAUCACAGCAACGCGUUGACGGAAAACAAUAACAACAACAACAACAGCAGCAACAACAACAACGGUGGUGGCACCGGAAACGGCAACAACACACCGACAACGGGAGGCGGCGGCGGCACCAUUCUAGUCAACAACAACGAGAAAAACUACAAUCCGACGCGGAAGAAAGCUGGCAGCACCGGCGACAACAAGGCCAGCACUUUCAACAUGAACAAGCAGCACCACCGGCUGAUCGGUGCCCACGGGGGUUGUCCGUGGCGUCCGCCGGGCUACAAGUACAAGCGGGGGAUUGUUGGACUUCACGAGGAGAUUGAGCAAUUUUACGCCCACAUGAUACCGACGGGGACGGAGCACACCCUGCGGGUACAGGUGGUGGCCCGGAUAGAGGCCAUCGUGCUGAAUCUCUGGCCGAUGGCCCGGGUGGAGAUGUUCGGUUCGUUCCGGACCGGACUGUACCUGCCAACGAGUGAUAUCGAUCUGGUCGUGAUUGGACGGUGGGAGAAGCUUCCGCUGCGGACGCUCGAGAACGAACUGAUCAGCCGCGGCAUCGCGGAACCGAUGUCGGUGCGCGUCCUGGACAAGGCAUCGGUGCCGAUCGUGAAGCUGACGGACCGCGAGACCCAGGUCAAGGUGGACAUUUCCUUCAACAUGCAGUCCGGGGUGCAGUCGGCCGAGCUGAUCAAGGACUUUAAGCGCCAGUACCCGGUGCUGGCCAAGCUGGUGCUGGUGCUGAAGCAGUUCCUGCUGCAGCGUGACCUGAACGAGGUGUUCACCGGUGGCAUUUCGUCGUACUCGCUGAUCCUGAUGUGCAUCAGCUUUCUGCAGCUGCACCCGCGGGCCAACCAGAGCCAGACGACCAACCUGGGCGUGCUGCUGCUCGAGUUUCUCGAACUGUACGGACGAAAGUUCAACUACAUGAAGACUGGAAUUAGUGUUAAAAAUGGUGGCCGAUACAUACCCAAAGAAGAGCUGCAGCGCGAGAUGAUCGACGGUCAUCGGCCGAGCUUGCUCUGCAUCGAGGAUCCACUGACGCCCGGCAACGACAUUGGUCGAUCAUCCUAUGGUGCCCUCCAGGUGAAGCAGGCCUUCGAGUACGCGUACAUUGUGCUGAUGCAGGCCGUCUCGCUCAACAAAUACUUCAACGACUGCACCCGCCAGAGCAUCCUCGGUCGGAUAAUCCGCGUCACGGACGAGGUCAUCGACUACCGGACGUGGAUCAAGGAAACCUUCGAGUCAAGACUGAUUGCGGCCCAGGCCAUCGUUCCGACGAUACUGAACGACCCGCUCAACCCGCACCUCUCACUACACAUUCAGCAGCAGCAGCAGCACCUCCACCACCACCACCAACAGCACCAGCAUCAGCACGUGCAGCAACAACAGCAGCAGCAACAGUACAGCUCGCGGCGGAACAGCUACAGCGUAGACACGUCCGAAGAUAGUAUAGACAGCGACGGGGACUCGAACUCGGCCUCGCGGGACAUUUCGCCGACGAGUAUGAACCGGUCACCGGAGUUGCAUCACCAGCAGCAGAACGGCGGAACUAUUGUGCUGACGACGCAUAUUCCGACCCACCAGCACGCGGAGGUGUUGAUCGAGGACUUUGCGUUGGUGCAGCAACAGCAACAACAGCAGCAGCAGCAACAGCAACAACUACUGGACGGAAUCAACGAGAACCAGAUGAUUAGCUAUAAUAUGAACAACCGACGGAGCGCCUCUUCCCCGCAUCAGAUCGUAGGCCAGGGCGGCAAGGCAGCGCUGAUGAAUAUCUACACGCCUCGCGCCAGCUCGGAGCGGAUGUCGCACGGCGAUCGCGGCAACAACAACAACAACCAGUCCAGCAACAUCCGUCAGCACAGUAAACACCCCCGCCGGUCGGUGAUGAACAACCUGGGCCAUUACAUCAUCAACCCGCAGAGCGCGAUGCAGCAGAUGAACAGUGCCAACAACGCCAAGCAGCAGCAGCAGGACGUGCAAGACCAGCAACACGGCAGCAGUAACAAUAACAACACGGUGGUGGUGAUCAAGGACGGUCCGGGUGGUCCGGAGCGGAAGCAGAGCCAACCGCUGUACAGCAUGAGCCAGAAAAAGUCCCAGUCGCAGAUUCUGGUGACGACGGUGUCGGCGGCGGUCGCUUCGACGGUGGCCGCCAACAACGCCGCCAACUCGUCCUCGUCGUCCAAGCGCAAGAAGACCAUCUCGCCGACGGACAAAAAGGGCGGCCCGAUCGGUGGUGGGGGCAGCAACAGCGGCAGCGGCAUGGACAGCCGAUGAUGACUGCACGCGAGGCACCAGCACUGUGCGCGGUACGUGCACUAUUGCUUCUAAAGUCACACACACACGUUCUCUCAUUCAGUGUGUGUGUGUGUGCGUCGUUUUCUUUGUAAAUAUUUGUCCCGGUUGAACCGCGCGCACUCUACAUUUAAGACGGAAAAGUUACUAGAACAUUGGCUAGUACAUGCAGAAAAGAGAGAGAAAGAGAGAGUUAUAGUGAUUUAAAACUAUAUACAUUAUAUAGGCUUAAACUAAGCAUGUGUGUGUGUGAAGGCGCCCACGAAAGAAGGUAGAAGUAUUAGGUAAGGCUUUCUUCACCAUUUUUGCGCUGUUUCGUUUCCGCAAAAGCCACCACCGUCGUCGUCGCAGACGGCGCCGCCGCCGUCAUCUUCACACCCCCACCCAGAAAUUGCGCGCCGCACGCACGCACUCGCAUGUCCGGGAAUUGAGUUUUUUUUUCGGAAAUCGUUGGAUCAUUUGACAAAACAAAAAAAAACGCCGCGAUUGUUAAGUGUGCGUGUGAUUAAACUUUUCGUCGUCUUGAUUUUAAUUGAGUAUAGAAAAAAACAAACAAAAAAAAAACAAACAAAAAACAACAAACUAAAUCACUGAUAGAGUAGUAGCAGCAGCUGUAGUCACAAGAAGAAGAAACAAAAACACGUCGUGUAGCCAAUUAUUAAGAGGGACGAGAGAAAACAAAAGGGAAAGUGUUGGUUUUUUUGCGAGCUCCCAAUAACGUAAGGCAAUAAUUAUGAUCAUGGAAGAAGGAGAAGAGGAAGUCAAACGCAGAGCGAGAGAACGUUUGAAAAUCAGGAAGAAGCAGCAGCAAGCGUCGACCCCAGGGCGGAUCCCCCCCAACAAGAGAAGGUCUAAAGUUCCGGUUUAUGUAAGUACUUUUUCACAAUAUUUAACUUUUGUUUCACCUGGUUUUAUACACGCUCGAUUGAGCUGGUCUGGUUUUAUAUGUGCGAUGGGCGGUGUCUUUUGGCGGGGGAUAAAUAGAUUUUCCCUUACCCCAUUAAAAAAUGGGAGCAUUCAAAAUUUCCGUCUUCUUAAUUACUUUUUAAUUUCCAAUGAUUUCUUAUAUGUUUUAGGGACUAUUAAAGAGUAUCUCUUGCGAAAUAAAGCAACACAUUUUUGGAAAAAACGCGAAAAAAAAUUGCCAAAACCAUUAAAAAUUGCUUUACAUUUUUUUUUGAGUAAAUGUAUUUUUGCGAAAAAUGUUUAUUUUUUUUUUAAAUAAAAAAACUCUAAGAGGGGGCCUGCAAAAAAUUUCGAUGAUCUGAAAAAAAAUUCUGCAAUUUCUUUCUUGACUAUGUUGAUCAGACUGCUGGUUGAUGUAUCACAACCCCUUUAAGUUUAAAUUUUGUGAAAAAAUGAGUUUUUCUCAGUGUCAUCUAAUUAGUCCUUUUUUCAACUCGAGAUAUCUCGGAAACUAAUGUUUAAAGGUGAAAUUUCUGUGAAAUGUUCUGCUCUGUUCAACAAAAAUAAUUUCAAAAUAUUGCACUUUGGAAUGGUAAAAAGAUGUCAAAGAUCUGGCAACCCUAGCAAAUUUUAUCAAUAUUUAACUUUUUUUUAUAAUUUGUCAUAUUCGUAAUCUUUAAUUAUGAUGAAAACAUCUUCUAAACUAGUCUUACUGUGCAUAUUUGGCACUACUUAAAAAACCAUUUUCGAUUUAAAUAGAUUGCAAUAUAAAUAUCGAUGUUCUUUCUCUCUAGAAUCUAGAGAAAAAAAAUAUCUUAAGGAGGUAUUAGACUAUGACAAAACAAUGCUAGCAAGCGUUUUUCAUAGUCUAAUACCUCCUUUUUUGGGGCGUCGAUUGGUAAGCAAAAAACUAAUGCUGAAUAUAAGGGUGGAUUUUCAUAACUCCAGAAUUCAUGUUCUUGAAUUCUUGUUACCGGUUCAACUUUAACAUAAAUUAUUUUUCAGUCAUUUUCCGUUUAUUUUUGAUGAAGCAACUCGGAAAAAUGCUUGCUUACUUGAAACAAAGUGAUUCACAUACUUUUUUCAUAAAUUCGUAAUGAAAUCUUUGAAAAAUUUGAUGUUGAAAAUUCGAAGUGAGCGGGACAAAAAUUGAAUUCUUGUUCGACAAUAAAUCAAUUCUUGUCGUACAAGAAUUCAAUUCUUGUCGAGCAAGAAUCAGUUUAUAGCAAACAAAAAUUCGUGCUAUAAAUCGAUUUGACAGAUGUUUGUGUACAUUUUGUCAUUUGAUUCGUUUUGUUUCAAAAUAUUGUGGAUGCCUAAUUACGGCGUCCCUUCCUGGCCAGUUCUGGUCCACAGACAAAGUAAGUUCCUUUCACUUCGCGUCGGAUGGCAGAAUUACAACGAUCCUGAUCCGGAAAAGUUUUUUCAUCUGGCCGCCAUCCAGGACAUAUGCCUAUGCGCCAGCUCGAGACGCCGCAUGAUGUUCCUGUAGAAAUUAAUCUGCGCCCCAAUAAGGUCGUGUUCUUCAGGAACGUGUUCCGUUCGGCCCCAUCUCCCCCAGCAUCGCGUAGGACAUCACUUCCAUACGGCGAUUCACCCGGCUGUUUUCCAUCUUUUGUUCGACGGUCAGUUUUUGGCGAUCUUUCCUUUUUUGGACGCCGUUUCAGUACUCGUGAAGAGCGUCCGGAUAGUCGACGAAGGCCGCGGUAGAUGCGGAGUGCUUGGGCUGGUCGACCAAGAAUUGGGUCGUUUGUCGAUUCCGAGGGGUCAAGCGAGUUCGAAGCUUCCAUCGGGUUUGAAAUUUUUUCGUCUUUUUGGUCCAGAUCAGUGGUUUGACUCCGCCGGCCAUUUGGGAAACAAACUGGGUGGAAGUGACGAUUUGAGGUUCGACUCGGAAGGUGAGCAGAGUUUUGUCCGGUGGAAAGAUUGUCGCGCGGAAGGACGGUUACACGAGGAUGGUCUCCCCGAUUAUUUCGACAUCGGAUGGCAGAGUUUCAUCUGUCUUGACCACCGGAAUAAAGUUUUUUGUUUUUGCUGCCGCCAUCCAGGACAUAGUCCGCUGUCCGCAGGUUCUUAGUCGGAGUCGGUCGAUAAAAGGUAGAGUGGCCAAGAUUAUCCAACUCCGACCACAAGCUGGUCCGAACAAAGCAAAAUCAUGACAAAGUCAGUGGAUUUUUGUUUUGAGACCUGCCCCUUGAGACCCUAUUUCGGAACUUUUGUAAAAUUUAGUAACAUUAUUUAUUUACAAGAAUAUUUCAUCAAAGUGAGGCCUAUUUUCCAACAUUUUCUGAGUUUGUGUUUGUUUUUUCACCAGCUGGUCUUGACAGGAGCAUGACAUUGCUCAGCAGUUUUCACAAAAGACGCAACGCGUUUUGGCUGCGUUGCUAUAAAAUUGCAUACAACGUUGCACCGGUUCGGAACCGGUUUGACAAGAAUUCAGCAGCAAGAAACAAGAAUUCUGGAGUUAUGAAAAUGGACCCUAAGAAUCGAACUAGACUACUAGUUAAAUGAGCAAUUGGGUCCUAAAAUUAUGUUCAGAUUGCUGAUAUUAUUGUUCACACAUUUUUCUGAGUACAAUGACCCUUUGUACGGCCACAAAGAAUUUGAAAUGAGUUUUUAAAGAAAAAAAAAGUGAUCAGAAAUCGUAUUUUUUCCGUUGACAUGGGGCUUUAGGACCCAAUUCUCCCCAAACUUCGGAAAUGGAUUUUACUUGUAUAAAUUUUUUGUGGCUCAAACUUUGUGGAUGUCUUUUAUAUGACCAAAAAAAGCCAUUUUGUGUCUUGGGUUCAUCCAUACAGGGCCCCACACAAUGUUGGAAGCUGUCCAUACAAAAUUAUGAGACAUACUCAGAAAAUUGAAAUACACCGAUGUUGCCGACUUUUAAUCUACUUUUUUAUGCAUUUGUUUUUCCAAAAUCUUUACUUUUGUUUUUUUUUAAUUUUUGGAUUUGUGUAACCGUAAAAAAUGCAACUUUUGAGCAAAAUAAAUGUACGGACAAACAUUUUUGCCGCCGAGUUAUGGUCUAAAAAAAUUUUACUAAACAUUUGAUGUGUCAUCAAUUUAUAAAUUACGUAUCAAAAAGUAUUGUACAGAAAUUUGGAUAAAAUUUGACGUUUCAAAAUAAAGUUCCCUAAACAUUCAUUUUCAAUUUUAAACAUAAGUUUUCUAUUUUUAUAAAUAGUGAUUGGCUUUAUAAAAAAAAAUUAAUUUUUAAAAACUUCAGAAAAUGUCUUCAAAACUGACCUCUUUUUUCACUACCUAGUUGCGAGUUGUUGUCCCUUUAUAACAUUUAAAAAAAUCAAUAUAAUAAAAGAGAGAAAUACUGAUUUUGUGGAAAAAAGUGUACCUACAACUACAGAUACAGAUUUUUGUUUGGACAGCUGCCAAAAUUGUACUUCCAAGCGAAACUUACUCUGAGAUACCACGGAAAAUUUCCCUUAUCCCAUUAAAAAAGUGGAGCAUUAUUUAAAAUGACUACCAAUGAAGACAUUUUUUUUUAGAAAAAGGAUAGUAAAAACAUCUUUCACAAUUGUAAAUGGUUUAAAGGUUACAAAUUUGUUUAAAAUACCAACAAAUCUUAAAAUAGGUUUAAAGAUACUGAUUUUCGUUUUAAACAUUAAAAAAUGAUGAAAAAAGUUUAUUAAAAAAAAUCAUAAAUUUAAUUCUGUUUUGGAAUCAAAUCAAAUCUACUGAAAACUACUUUGUAGAUGAAGGAAAAAGGGUUUUUCCUUUAUUUUUUGUAACAUCCAAUCCACCCGUUGAAAGGCACCAAUUAUCGUCAACUCGAUGUGCAAUAUUUUAUUUGCAAUUUAUUCAGUUUUACACAGUUUUCUUGUGCGAAUCCUUGGAGGUAAUUUUCGUUUGCCCAAGUGCGGAAUCAUACGAAAACGGAACACGAAUUCCAUCUUAAGAGAUUAAAUUAACCUUUUUCCAGACCAACAACAACCGACAACAUCCUAACAUUAUCGAUUGGCGUUUCGUUUCACUCAUGAUACAAAACACCCCUAGAAAGCAAUGAAACAGAACAUCAAAAAUAAGCAAAAAAAAAAAUCAUAAAAAAUCUAUAAAUACGUAGCUAUAGAGAACAACAAGUACCCAGGAAAGCAUUCAAAAAACACUAAGUUAUUAACGUUUUUGUAAACUUGAAAACUACACCAACACACAAACACACGUACACACGAUGUAAAACAAUCCACUAAGUUUAAGUACAAUAUGAGAUGAAUUAUUUAUAUUUAAAUCGCGGCACACUGUAUGUAUAUGAUUUUUUUUCUGUUAGACUUUUAAUGUGUAUUUUAAAGGAUGCCUUUUUGCCCUAGGAAAAAACCAACCAACUACUCACACUAGCUCUUUUUUUAAGUAGGAUUUCAUUCGCAAAAUAGUUGUUAUCGGUUAAAUAAUAAAGCCCUUUGUGUGACGCGAAAAAAAAAA
Molecule: messenger RNA, 8686 nt
Organism: Culex pipiens pallens (northern house mosquito)
Lineage: Eukaryota; Metazoa; Arthropoda; Insecta; Diptera; Culicidae
Product: terminal nucleotidyltransferase 4A-like
Exons: 7
Coding region: 809-3334 (841 amino acids)
Biological process (GO): RNA 3'-end processing
Cellular component (GO): nucleolus; TRAMP complex
Molecular function (GO): poly(A) RNA polymerase activity; mRNA binding
Source: RefSeq, a predicted model, not a curated record